Cuscuta campestris is the source of this 995-nucleotide messenger RNA. Lineage: Eukaryota; Viridiplantae; Streptophyta; Magnoliopsida; Solanales; Convolvulaceae. The record is from the annotation of a GenBank genome assembly.
UUUGUGUUAUAAUUUUUUAAAGGUUCAGAGCAAACGAAGGAUGCGAUGUGAGAUCGUAUCGAGGAGAAAUUCUACACGACGAUGAACAAGAACGGCUCCUAUCGUACCCGGGACCAACUCACUUCCAAAUGGAGUCACAUCAACUGUAAAGUCCGAAAGUUUAUCAAAGUUUACGAGGAAUGCGCCUGGUCCCGGAGGAGCGGGACGAACGACACUAACGUUCUCCGGCUUGCCACGACCCAGUAUCAAGAUGACGGGCACCAAGGCAAGGUGCCUAUCGAUCUUUGGAGGAUUUUGAGCCGUUCCCCGAAGUGGCAACAACUCAACAAUCCCGACGGCGAACCGUCAAAGAAAAGAUCCUCUGUCAACACCGAGGUUGUGGUCGACGACACUAUCAAUUCGUCUGAACAAAUGCUUCUCUUCAACAUUGUGAAUAUCGAUCUUUGGAGGAUUUUGAGCCGUUCCCCGAAGUGGCAACAACUCAACAAUCCCGACGGCGAACCGUCAAAGAAAAGAUCCUCUGUCAACGCCGAGGUUGUGGUCGACGACACUAUCAAUUCGUCUGAACAAAUGCUUCUCUUCAACAUUGUGAAUUCCAAUGACAAGGACCCCAUUCCACGGCCAAUCGAAAGAAAGAAGGCAAAAUUCAUUGUCUCAGGUUCUGGAGGGUUCGGCGAUGUUUCCAUUUCUUCUCGCAACGAUAUCAGUCGGGCAAUGAGUGAACAACUUCAGGCGUUCAAUAUUCGAGAAAAAGAGAGGAUGAAGCGAAAGGAGCAAGAGGACGAGAUCAAAAUCAGGGAAACCAACCUUUCUACGUUAUCAAGUUUCAAACGGAUGAUCUACGAGCAAAGACAAAAAGAAAUCAAGGCAAAAUAUAAUUUACCUUAGUUUUUUUAUUAAUGUAUCUUUUUUAUUAUUGUUGCUUUCUUUUUUUUAAUUUGAUGAAUGUAAUUUUUUUAAAUUUUAAAUUAUUGUCGUUUCAAUUUCCUUAAAUU